Messenger RNA from Heterocephalus glaber (naked mole-rat), 1121 nucleotides. The record is from RefSeq and is a predicted model, not a curated record. NCBI's taxonomy places the organism in Eukaryota, Metazoa, Chordata, Mammalia, Rodentia, Bathyergidae.
AUGGAACCAGAAAAUGCCACACAAAUUUACAAAAUCUUUCUUCUGGGAAUUUCAGAGAACUCCACUUUACAACCCUUCCUCUUUGGACUAUUCCUGUUUAUGUACCUGGUCACUGUGCUUGGGAAUUUGGUCAUCAUUCUGCUCACAGUGUCAGACUCCCACCUGCAUAUACCCAUGUACUUCUUCCUCUCCAGCCUGUCUUUUGCAGACAUUGGCUUCACGUCUACCAGCAUCCCAAAGAUGCUGGUGAACAUCCAGAUUCAUAGCAAGGUCAUCACUUAUGAAGGCUGUAUCAUCCAAGUAUACUUCUUCACACUCUUUGGAGUUUUGGACAGCUUGCUUUUGACAGUGAUGGCUUAUGACUGCUUCUUGGACAUUUGUCACCCUCUGCAUUACAUGGUCAUCAUGAACCUCAGGGUCUGUGGAUUGCUAGUGCUGGUGUCCUGGGUCACAGCUGCCUUAUAUUCCUUGUUAGGAAGUUUAAUGACUUUGAGUCUGUCAUUCUGCACAGACUUGGAAAUCCAACAGUUUUUAUGUGAGAUUAAUGAAUUAAUCCAACUUGCAUGUUCUAACACCUUUGCUAAUGACAUAGUGAUGUACUUUGCAGUUGUGCUUCUAGGUGGCGGUCCCUUUGCUGGUAUUCUUUACUCUUAUGCUAAAAUAGAUUCCUCCAUUAGUGCCAUCUCAUCAGCUCAGGGGAGGUAUAAAGCAUUUUCUACCUGUACAUCUCACAUCUCUGUUGUCUCCCUAUUCUAUUUUACUAUCCUGGGUGUUUACCGUAGUUCUUCUGUUAGCCAAAACACACAAUCAACUGCAAGAGCCUCAGUGAUGUAUAGCAUCAUCACACACAUGCUGAAUCCCUUCAUUUACAGUCUGAGGAAUAAGGACAUAAUGGGAGCUCUGAGAAGACUCUCCAGAGGGAAGCCAUAAGAGUCAAUUUACAGGAAGUAUCUAUUAUCAUGGUACUCUAGAUCUCAGAGCCACACACUGCUCUUCUUUAAUGGAAUAGUGAAGGGCAAUUUUUUCUCAGAAGUAUUUUCUUGAAUUUCAACUGCUGCAUAGAAUUAAAACAACCUCAUUUGUAAUGUUUCUACUUUCCUUGAUAUCCAAUGUUUUAUCUG